AUGUCUCGCACUCAACAGGCGCCUAUGAAUGCCGGUUCUGCUUCUGGCGUCCAGGUGGCAUCCCCACUUUCGCAAGAUAAUUCGACUAUUCGCGUUUCAGGUACACUGAGACUCAGGGGGGAUAAUGGAACAAGGAAUAAUGGUGAAGAUCUAACGACAACGCGGCACAUAAGGUGGAGUGAAGAUGUUGUAGACAACGAAGGGAUGGGCAAAAAGAGCUCUAAAGUCUGCUGCAUUUACCAUAAAGAUCGGCCUGUGGGAGAAAGCAGUUCUGAAUCAGAUGACACGGAUUCAAGUUCUGACGACUGCAGUGACUGUGAUUCAGAUACACGGAUUCCUACGCACAAAGGUGAUCAAGGUGGAGAAGCUUCUAGCAGGUGCUCACCAAGCCGACUUGCAGAAAGAAAAUGCGGCACCUCUUGCUCAAAGCGACAUAGUAAGCAGCGCUCGCGAAGACAUAUGAGCCCGAAUGCAUAUGAGAAAAUGCCAAAAUUCAAGGGACAACCAGGGAAACGAUGA
Messenger RNA from Aspergillus clavatus NRRL 1, 519 nucleotides. Its product is annotated as PPP1R11/YPI1 family protein. The coding region runs from base 1 to 519 and encodes 172 amino acids. Gene Ontology annotation, cellular component: nucleus. The record is from RefSeq and is a predicted model, not a curated record. Gene Ontology annotation, molecular function: protein phosphatase 1 binding; protein serine/threonine phosphatase inhibitor activity. NCBI's taxonomy places the organism in Eukaryota, Fungi, Ascomycota, Eurotiomycetes, Eurotiales, Aspergillaceae. The transcript is spliced from 2 exons.